This is a messenger RNA of Colletotrichum abscissum, 321 nucleotides long. RefSeq lists its product as uncharacterized. The record is from RefSeq and is a predicted model, not a curated record. Gene Ontology annotation, cellular component: membrane. The coding region runs from base 1 to 321 and encodes 106 amino acids. Lineage: Eukaryota; Fungi; Ascomycota; Sordariomycetes; Glomerellales; Glomerellaceae. The transcript is spliced from 3 exons.
AUGUCCUCUGACCUCUCCGUCCCCUCCUUCGCCCUGGCCGUAUUGACGGCCGGAGGCGGCAUCGCCGGCUACGCCCGGACAAAGUCCGUCCCGUCCAUCGUCGCCGGAGUCAGCGUCGGUCUUCUCUACGGCCUCGGCGGCUACCGCAUCCAGAACCGCGAGCCCUACGGCGUCGAGCUGAGUCUGCUCGCCUCGGCGGUCCUCGGUGGCUCCGCCAUCCCCCGCGCCAUCCGCCUCCGCAAGCCCGUGCCGAUCCUCCUCAGUGUGCUGUCUGUCUUUGGUCUCUUCACCUUUGGCAACGAGUUCCGUCGCACGUUGUGA